AUGGCCCCCAAGGUCCUCAUCGUUCUCACCUCUGCCGAUGAAUUCCCCGGCGUUGGGAAGACCGGCUGGUACUUGCCCGAGUUUGCCCAUCCCUGGGAAGUCCUGCACAGCAAGACCGAGCUCACCAUUGCGUCGCCCAAGGGCGGUGCCGCUCCCCUCGACCAAGGCUCAGUAGAGAUGUUCAAGUCGGAUCCCGUGUCCCAAAAGUUCCUCGCUGAGCAGAAAUCUCUGUGGGAGAACACUGUCAAGCUCUCCGACGUUAACGCCGGCGACUUCGACGCCAUCUUCUACGUCGGUGGCCACGGCCCCCUUUUCGACUUGACCGACAACGCCACCUCCCUCUCUCUCAUCCAGGCCUUCGCUGCUGCCAAGAAGCCCGUCUCAGCUGUCUGCCACGGUCCCACCGUCUUCCUGAAGGCGACCACCCCCGAUGGCAAGCCCUUGAUUGCCGGCGCCAGCGUGACCGGCUUUUCCAACGUGGAAGAGGAGCAGGUUGGCCUGCUCUCCAAGGUGCCCUUCGAGCUUGAGACUGAGCUUCAGCGUGUGUCGGACGGUGGCUAUGUGAAGGCUGCUGAGCCCUGGGCUGAGAAGGUGGUCGUCUCCAAGACUAAUGGCAUUGGCGGUCCCUUGAUUACUGGUCAGAACCCUAAUUCCGGUUCGGGAGUUGCGAAGGCGAUUCUUGAGGCUUUGGGGAUCUAG
Molecule: messenger RNA, 699 nt
Organism: Penicillium chermesinum
Lineage: Eukaryota; Fungi; Ascomycota; Eurotiomycetes; Eurotiales; Aspergillaceae
Product: ThiJ/PfpI family protein
Exons: 3
Coding region: 1-699 (232 amino acids)
Molecular function (GO): glyoxalase III activity
Source: RefSeq, a predicted model, not a curated record